Helianthus annuus (common sunflower) is the source of this 1358-nucleotide messenger RNA. Its product is annotated as transmembrane protein 33 homolog. The record is from RefSeq and is a predicted model, not a curated record. Gene Ontology annotation, biological process: endoplasmic reticulum tubular network organization; membrane organization. Gene Ontology annotation, cellular component: membrane; endoplasmic reticulum. Lineage: Eukaryota; Viridiplantae; Streptophyta; Magnoliopsida; Asterales; Asteraceae. The transcript is spliced from 9 exons. Bases 118 to 1125 code for a protein of 335 amino acids.
CACACCAAACCCGGGUGAAGAAACACCAAAUUCUAACUCGCGAAGGAAUCUACGAAUAAAGCUAGCAGCGGCUGGGCGGCACCAACAAGGAACUACAACCACAACCACGAUCCAAUCAUGAGCGAAGAUCCUCAGAAGUUGAAGAAGAUUGCAGCUUCCGCCUAUGACUACGAUAACGAUCCCAGAUGGGCUGAUUACUGGUCCAAUGUCCUCAUCCCCCCUCACUUGGCUUCUCGCUCCGAUGUUAUUACUCACUUCAAGCAUAAAUUCUACCAGCGUUUCAUCGAUCCUGAUCUUGUUGUGGAAUCAAUGACUACGAAUAGUACCUCAUCGCCUGCUGCGAGGUCGUCGGCAUCAUCAUCUGCAACCGAACGCAGGCCGCCUGCCAGUUCAGGGUCCACUACGAGAGCUGCAGGGGCAUCGACUCCAAGUUCAACGCCUUUGCGCUGGGAUCGACAAACAAUUCAGUUUUCUGUCAAUGCUUGGGUUCUUGUUGUGGCUGUGCUUGCUAUGUUCCCACUCAUACCUAAAAGCCUUUCUAAUAGGGCGUACCGACUCUCAUUUAUGGGGACCGCAUGCUCGUCAUUAUAUUCACUCUACUCUCUUUAUGGGAAACCAAGGGCAUGGAAUUUGCAGGAGGUGCAAAUUUGGCUUCAAUCAGUAAUCGCAACAAAAGAUUUCAUCUAUUUCAUUUACUGCCUCACUUUUGUCACCUCAAAUCUUCGCCUUACAUUUGCUUUACUGCCCAUCGUAUGCAGAAGCUUAGAACACACUGCAAAAUUCACUAGGCGUAAUUUUGGUCGUUCCGCUUUAUACAGGAAAUACUUGGAAGAGCUUUGUGUGUGGGUAGAAUCAAACACGACGACACUCAGCAUACUGUCUUCUCAAUCUGAGAUUGGAGUUGGCUUCCUUUUGAUCAUCUCUCUUUUAUCGUGGCAGCGUAACAUAAUACAAACUUUCAUGUAUUGGCAGCUAUUGAAGCUCAUGUAUCAUGCCCCUGUUACGGCUGGUUACCAUCAAAGUGUGUGGUCUAAAAUCGGGAGGGUGGCCAAUCCGGUUAUCAACCAAUAUGCUCCGUUUCUUAACUCUCCAAUCUCCGCGAUACAACGAUGGUGGUUCAGGUAGUGAUGUCUUCUUCAUGGAGAAUAAGCUAUGAGAAUAAGGAUAAAGGAUCUAUAUAGAACUUAACAUGAUGUACUGUAUAAGUUAUAUCUUAACUUGAUUGUGUUCAAUGGUGGGGAUGGUCUCUUUGAUAAUUUCACACAAUUUUAAGUUCAUAAGUUGGAGAUUUUAUGUGAUGUUUUGUCGUUGAAAGACAUUUGAGUUUUCAAGAUUAUGAAGAUCACAGUUCCAAAAAA